Messenger RNA from Kazachstania africana CBS 2517, 714 nucleotides. RefSeq names its product tRNA guanylyltransferase (gene THG1). Gene Ontology annotation, molecular function: magnesium ion binding; tRNA guanylyltransferase activity. Lineage: Eukaryota; Fungi; Ascomycota; Saccharomycetes; Saccharomycetales; Saccharomycetaceae. Gene Ontology annotation, biological process: tRNA modification. Bases 1 to 714 code for a protein of 237 amino acids. The transcript has a single exon. The record is from RefSeq and is a predicted model, not a curated record.
AUGGCAAAGUCGAGGUUUGAAUAUGUCAGAGAAUUUGAAACACACGAUGUUUUGUUGCCGCAGACUUAUAUAGUGGUGCGUAUUGACGGUAAAAAGUUCCAUGAAUUCUCGAAACACUACAAUUUCGAUAAACCAAAUGAUAUCAGAGCACUUAAACUGAUGAAUGCAUGUGCUAAGAAUAUUAUCUUGAAAUAUCGUAACGAUCUUAUUUUAGCAUACGGUGAAAGUGAUGAAUAUUCCUUUAUUUUGAAGUCAGACACAACUUUAUUCAAUAGAAGACGAGAUAAGAUUUCCUCAUUGUUUGUUUCCAUAUUCACUUCGAACUAUGUGGCCUUGUGGCCAAAAUUUUUCAGUGAUCUCCCAUUAGAUAUAAAACAUUUACCUUGUUUUGACUCUCGGUGUGUCGUGCACCCAAAUUUACAAAGCGUCAAAGAUUAUUUGAGUUGGAGAUACGUUGACACGCACAUUAAUAACCUAUAUAACACUACAUUCUGGAAGCUAAUUCAGAAUUGUGGUAUGACACCACAGGAGUCUGAAAAUAGGCUUUCAGGGACUUUGAGUAGUGACAAGCAAGAGAUUUUAUUCAAGGAUUGUGGUAUAAAUUAUAACAAUGAACCAGAAAUGUUCAAAAAAGGUUCUCUAAUUACGAAUAAAGGUGAAAUUUUACAUAUUGACGUUAUCAAAAGUUUGGAUAAAAUAUUUGAAGGAUUUUAG